GACUUUGAUUGGACUAUUCUUAUGUAUUUAUCUAUGCUUCGAUAUUGUAAAGUGCGGCAUUCGAAGGAUAAGGUAAGGCAAAGGUACAUAGUAGUUUCUUCUAUAGGAAAUUAGAUUUCCCCUUUAGCUAGAAUAAGCGGGAAGAGAUGUGUUGCGAAGGAUUAAGUUACAACAGGGACGUAUUAGCCGCGAGGCAAACAAGGCAUUUGCCUUGGGCGGCAUUUUCCAGGGGGCGGCAAAAAAAAGCAUUUACCAAAUGCCCAGGGUAAAUGUCUUGUUAGCCUUACGGCUAACUAAAAAUCUGGUCGGGCAGUGCUGGCGAGGGAGCACUUUCCCCUGAACUCUCUUUCUGGCUCCCGGCAUCAAUCUGCGGCGUACGAGGGAGCUGAGCAGAGAGCUCACUAAUCAGUGCUCCCUCGCCAGCACCGCCCGCCCGCCCAGCAGCCACUGGACCCCCAGGGAAAGGGAGAAUUUAAAAAAAAGGUGAUUGUGCUACUGUGAGUGAGUGUGUGUGUGUUAGUGUGGGUGUCUGUUAGUGAGUGUGUGUGUGUGUGUGUGUCUGUUAGUGUGUGUCUGUGUCUGUUAGUGAGUGUUUGUGUGUGUGUUUGCCUGUUAGUGUGUGUGUUUGUGUGUGUUAGUGAGUGAGUGUCUGUUAUUGUGUGUGUGUGUGUGUGUGUGUGUGUGUGUUAUUGAGUGUGUGUAUGUCAGGGAGUGUGUGUGUUAUUGAGUGUGUGUAUGUCAGGGAGUGUGUCUGUUAGGGAGUGUGUUACUAUGUGUGUGUCUGUUAGUGAGAGUGUAUGCGUGUCGGUCAGUGAAUGUGUGUGUCUAUUAGUGAGUGUUUAUGUCUGUUAGCUAGUGUAUGCGUGUCUGUCAGUGAAUGUGUGUGUAUUUAGAAGGCGGAGCAGGGGGGAAGAUGGGGUGGCGCGGGGGGGGCACCUGAGUUUUGUCAUGCCUAGGGCAGCACAAAACCAGGAUACACCACUGAGCUACAAAGUAUUCUCUGUUUAAAAUUGGCUAACUUAGUAAUCACUCUCGACGGAGGGUUUUUAAAAGUUUGAAUUGGUUCCAGGUGUGAAAGGAACAAUAUGGGAAUCAGUGGGUAAAUGGGCUUGCCCCCUGCUGAUAACCUGAAUGGCAUGCGUGAAUGUGUGAGGUUUUGCUUACUGAGUGAUCAAGGGAUGGAAUUUGAUAAUAUUCCAUAUUAAUUAAGAAUGAUUGAUUACUAUUGAGCAAAUUAAACUCUUAUAGAUAGUUAAGAUGGUGCUGGCAAGCACAUACAGGCAGUGUCACUAGAUACAUGCCUGGAUGUUACAGAUAUUAAUACACAGCACUAAAACUGUAUAAUGCCACAAAACACAGCAUCAGCGUCACUCAACAUCAAGCUUCUGCGUACAAUCACGAAAAUAGUAUAGUGCUAGCUUAUAGAUAAGAGAGACUAAUCGCACAGACAUGACAUGGCGUUUUUGAUGAUCCUGAACAGCCUGGCCAGCUGCCAGUCCCAUCUAGUGCUUUUGACAGGUCUUUGCUGGGCUGUACUGAUAAAGAAACUUGGUGGAAAGGUACAGACUAUCCAUCCCAUUGGUAAAAAGGUAUAAAAGACGGUGAGACUUGGCACUCACUUGGAGAACUGCCCAUCUGUCAGAUGCGUGUUGCUGGUCUUUGCUGUUCACAGUAGAGAGGGUCCUUCCAAGUCUGACUGCUUGAGUUCCCCCAGUCAUGCAGCGGAGUGACAUCCAAGCUUCUCUAAUGGUGAUGUAUAUUUAAGCUGAUAUCUAGAUAAUUAAGCUGUUCCCUUAAGCUGAAUGCACACUAUAGAUUUAAUAUUAUUACUUAUUAAUUAAGUCUGUGUUAGUCAAUUAAGUUUGUAUUGAUUAUUUACACGUCAUUGGUGUCAGUGUCUUUCUCUUUUUCAAAUACUCAGUUUACUCAUCCUGAAUAGGGUUUUGGUGCCCACCAAUAUCUUUAAAAACUUUGGGGUAAAGGAUUAUUGCUUCUUGACAUUGGUGCUUCAUGAAUUUAAUGAUUAGACACAACACAGGCACUGCAGGAUUUCAGUCCUUCACGGCAUAGUGUGUUUUCAAUUGUUUUCUUGGUGACUAUGGUCCCAGCUGCCUUGAGAUCAUUAACAGGAUACUCCCAUAUAGUUCUGGGAUGAUUCCUCACUGUUCUCAUAAUCAUUGUAACUCCACAAGGUGAGAUCUUGCAUGGAGCACCAGGCCGAGGGAGACUGACAGUUAUUUUGUGAAUAAUCGCACCAACUGUUGUCACCUUCUCACCAAGCUGCUUGCAAUGGUCUUGUAGUCCAUUCCAGCCUUGUGUAGGUCUACAAUCUUGUCCCUGACAUCCUUGGUUUGAUUGCUUCUGUGGACAGGUGUCUUUUAUACAGGUAACGAGCUGAGAUUAGGAGCACUCCCUUUAAGAGAGUGCUCCUAAUCUCAGCUCAUUACCUGUAUAAAAGACACCUGGGAGCCAAAAAUCUUGCUGAUUGAUAGGGGAUCAAAUACUUAUUUCACUCAUUGACAUGCAAAUCAAUUUAUAACUUUUUUGGCAUGCGUUUUUCUGUUGUUUUUUUUUUUUUGUUAUUCUGUCUCUCACUGUUAAUAUACACCUACCAUUAAAAUUAUAGACUGAUCAUUUCUUUGUCAGUGGACAAACGUUCAAAAUCAGCAGGAGAUUAAAUACUUUUUUCACUCCCUGUAUGAAUGCCCAACACUCACUUUGGUUGUUGCAUGGUUGGUCAUUUUGGCGCUGUUUUAUAAUUUAAUAAUUGUUUUUAUUUGAUAGUACGAUCAGUAACAUCUUUAGCUUUUGUACAAAGAACUUGGUUUAUAUUGAGUGCACCUUAAUCAAGCACUUAUUUAUUCACUUUUAUCAUACAUCAGGUAAAGUAAAUUGUAGCUUUCCAAAACUGAUUAUGCUAUAUAUAUAUAUUUCUAGUUUCUCUUUUUACAAUUUUUUUUUCCAAUCGUUAUUUUUAAAAUAUGUAUAACGUAAAAGGAAUAGAUAUAUGUAAAUAAGAGCAGAGAAAAUGUGAGUACAACAAGAUUAUAUAUCAUUAUAUAGUUAUCUAUGGAAUACAUCUAUAUGUAUAGACUUAUGGCCCCACAAAGAACAUAGGGGUACCCCAAACAGUGGAAAAGAUAGGCUUGAGGGGAAAGAAGAGGAUUAGAAAAAUAAAUAUGAAAUAGACAUCAGUCUGCAGGGAUGAAAGCCUGAUACCUAGAGUUAUAAUAACUGUAGCCUGCGUAUAAGUCUCACACCUAGAAAAAACUCUAUACUCAAAUUCUGGAGCACCUAUCAUCAGGUGCUGCUGUUAGGGAUUGCAUACUGUAAAUGUUUUCUACACUAGGCAACCAUUACUGAAGAACUGGCAGGUCAAACUGCCUUCAGAGGGCUAGAACCAAAGGUUUUAAAGGGUUACUCCAUGCACCAUGACUACUUCAGUGAUUUAAAAUGGCCAUGGUGUCUGGAGUCUGUUUGAGCAGUAUUUCACUAUGAAAAAAAAUUCUCUACUGUUGGGGCUGUAAUUUCACUUUCAGCAGCAUCACUGGGGCAUCAUUAGCCAGUCCAGAACAAGAGUUCCGAGAGGCUUAUAUCAAUCCUGUGCAAAAUAGGCAUCUAAUGUCAGCACACACAGCAUGCUGGCACCACACAGCCAAUGGUGGUUUGCCCCCUCCUUCUGUGUCACCCUGUUCUCACAUCUGUCCAUGAAAUGAGAAAAUAGUAACAAAACCAGAAGACAAGGAAGGGAUGAAGCUUCAACAUUAUUAAAGGAUGAGGGAUCUAUUCAAUUCUUAAAAGAGUUCACAGAAAUCAAUGAAAAAAAUGUUAAAUGAUUGCAAGAUUGGGGACUAUUGGAUUGGUUUAUAACAAAAGUGGAAUAUGAUUUGUUCCAAAGAAUAUGUUUUGUUCCAAAGUCUUUCUGUUUUUUUCCUUUUAGGUCUAAAACCAUUUAACCUUUAUGGAGGAGGAUGGCCAAUGACUCGUUUGUACAUUGACUUGGAGAGAAACAUAAAAAUACAGUACAGAAAACAUGCUAACCCUUUCAUAAUGCUUAAUUUCUAUACCUUCAAAGAAGAGUUCACCAUUCCACAUUUAAUUGACCAGAUUGCCGGAGACCAACACACAGUCAUAAUAUUCACUCUAGGCAUGCAUUUCAGACUGUUUCCCAUAAAUCAUUUUCUCCGUAGGGUGAUUAAUAUAAGGAAAGCCAUUGAACGUCUGUUUCUACGAAGCCCUGAAACUAAAGUUAUCAUCAAAACAGAAAAUACCAGUGAAAUGAAUGUGAGGGUGGAAAUGCUCAGUGAUUUCCAUGGCUAUUUACAAUACUUAAUCAUUAAUUCAAUGUUUAAAGACAUGAAUGUUGGAGUGGUCGAUGCAUGGGAUAUGACAAAUGCAUUUGCUAGCAUGAGAAUUCACCCUCAGAAAGAAAUAAUUGCAAAUGAAAUAGAUUUGCUUUUAAAUUACAUAUGUUAACAGCUUUUGCAUUUAGAGAAUCAACAAUGUUAGUCAAUGGAGCUAAAGACACAUUACAAAUAACUGGGUCAUAUGUUGAAUUAGUUGUCCUUAGUCUAUGAUUUGCAUUACAAAAAAAAAUAUGAAAGUAUGUGGAAUAGAGAAAAGAAAAAUAAUGCAACUGUACUUUAAAUUCUACAGAUACACAUCUCAGAUUUAUGCAUUGAGUUGUGAUUUUUUAACUUUUUAUUAUAAAUUCCAGUGUUUAUACUGUUUCUGUUAUGCUGUAUCCUUGGCUGUCCAGGCACAACCAGAUCAUCCCGUACAAAUUAAUUUCACCACCAUGAUAUGGAAAGAAUGUCUGAGUGUGUAUGAAGGCACAUAGAGCACAUAGAGCAUGACAUGAAGUGCGAAGAAGUGCAUUUUAUUCUAACUUCUGAUGUGCUUUUCACUAUAAUAAGUGCUUUAAUAAAGUUUACUGGGAUAAGGGCAUAAGGAACUGUUAAAUUCUUGCUUUUUUACCAACUGCUUUCAAAUGAAUUUAGUACUGCAGAAUUUGCUGGUGCUAUAUAAAUGAUAAUAAUAAUAAUAAUAAUAAUAAUAAUAAUGUGGAGUCUUGUAAUAUUGAGAGCUGUGGUUCCAAAACCAUUCCUUAUGACCUCUAGCUUUUGUCAGUAUUUCCAUUAGAAUUCAAAUAAAAUACAUAAAUCCAAAACUAUUGCUG
Messenger RNA from Pelobates cultripes (western spadefoot toad), 5179 nucleotides. NCBI's taxonomy places the organism in Eukaryota, Metazoa, Chordata, Amphibia, Anura, Pelobatidae. The record is from the annotation of a GenBank genome assembly.